Recurvomyces mirabilis is the source of this 1488-nucleotide messenger RNA. It is a transcript of the gene PRP46, whose product is annotated as pre-mRNA-splicing factor prp46. Gene Ontology annotation, biological process: mRNA splicing, via spliceosome. The transcript is spliced from 2 exons. Gene Ontology annotation, cellular component: catalytic step 2 spliceosome; Prp19 complex; precatalytic spliceosome. The coding region runs from base 1 to 1488 and encodes 495 amino acids. The record is from RefSeq and is a predicted model, not a curated record. Lineage: Eukaryota; Fungi; Ascomycota; Dothideomycetes; Mycosphaerellales; Teratosphaeriaceae. Gene Ontology annotation, molecular function: protein binding.
AUGGCUGCGGCUACAGUCGUACCUACAGAUUCGGUCUCUUCCGACAUCCCAGCCGACGUCACCACACGAGCAGCAGAAGCAGUCCGACGCUCAGCAAAGCGCACACGAGAAGUCUUUGCAGCAGACUUCGCCCAACCCUCGGCUCUUGAGACAUCAGCACAACCCACUGCAGCACCCUCACAACCCUCACCCUACGAAAGCGCCCAGAGAGCCAGUGUUGCAGCAAGGAUACGGAGCGAAUAUGCAGACGUACGAGAGCUCCCAGCAGGGCUGGCAGCAAAGCAAGCAAAUGCCCAAGGGGGACUCGUAGCACGGCGGAAGAAGCCAAAGACCGAAGAACAAGCCAGCGAUCCGCACAUGGCGAAGAUGAUUGAGGUUGCGGGUCCCGCACGAACGACAUCUCAAACAAAUGGCACAUCCACUGCUCUUUCCCGAAUACAAGGCACAGCAGGCGCGAAAGCACCACCUAAUGCUAAUGGACCGAUACCACAGCGAAACACACCAUCUUCCAGUCUUGUACGGAGAGACACCCUAUUCCGUGUCAUAUCAGGCCACCUUGGCUGGGUCCGAGCUCUUGCCAUGGAACCAGGGAACCAAUGGUUCGCUUCUGGAGCUGGCGACCGCACGAUCAAAAUCUGGGACUUGGCGACAGGAACACUGAAGCUCACGCUUACCGGCCACAUCAGCACUGUACGAGGCCUGGCAGUGUCUCCACGACAUCCCUACCUCUUCAGCUGUGGCGAAGACAAGAUGGUGAAGUGCUGGGAUCUCGAGACGAACAAAGUCAUCCGGCACUACCACGGUCAUCUUUCUGGCGUCUACACCCUCGCGCUCCACCCCACGUUGGACGUCCUCUGUACCGGAGGCCGAGACGGCGUGGUCCGAGUCUGGGAUAUGCGGACAAGAAGUAACAUCCACGUCCUCAGCGGGCACAAACAAACCGUCUCUAGUAUCGUGACGCAAGCCACGGAUCCGCAAAUCAUCUCCUCAUCUCUCGAUAGCACGGUGAGGAUGUAUGACCUCGCGGCAGGCAAGACGAUGGGAGUUCUUACGCACCACAAGAAGGGCGUACGAGCACUCACGACUCAUCCGACCGAGUACACCUUCGCCUCCGCAUCCCCGGGUCAGAUCAAACAAUGGCUUUGCCCUGAAGGCCAAUUCAUGCAGAACUUCGAAGGCCACAACGCCGUAAUAAACAGUCUAGCAGUAAACGAAGACAAUGUCCUCUUCUCUGGCGGCGACAACGGGAGCGUGGCGUUCUGGGACUGGAAGACGGGUCACAGAUUCCAGUACGAGGAUAGUAUCGCGCAGCCGGGCUCGCUCGAUGCUGAAGCGGGCAUCAUGAGCUCGACUUUUGAUCUGACGGGUUUGAGGUUGAUUACGGGAGAGGCGGAUAAGACGAUUAAGAUUUGGAGACAGGAUGAGAAUGCUACUGAGGAGACGCAUCCCCUUGAUUGGCGGCCGACGCUUGGGAGGCAGAAGUUUUGA